AUGACGAUUGAAUCAGAAGACAUAUCUAGUGUUCAGAGUGCUUCGAUAAAUUCAUUGAGCCGCGAAAGCAUGGGUAGCACGAAACCAGAUGUUCGUGUGAUCGAUCCAGUCCAAAUGCUGGGAAAGGAGAAAGGUGGGAAAAGCGCUAGCCAACGGUCAGCUGCUGCAGACAGUCAUGAAGAAGCACCACCUCCUGUGAAAGAUAGGAUGAAGCAUGCUGUGAAGGAAGAAGCGCGCAAAAAUGCAAACACUGAGCAAAAAGCAGUUGGUCUUGAAGAUGAAAAAUUGCAGGCAAAAACACGCAGAGGCGGGCAAACCAAACGUAAAAUAUCUACACGUGAAAACGCAGAACCGAAGCCGACUGCGGCUGCACGUGAAGAAGCAUCGGAAAUGAAGCGGAGUACUGUUGCACGUGAAGUGAACGGAACCGGGCGGCGUGCAGGCCUACGUGGGAAUGCAAAAACAAGCCAGGCUUCACGCGGUGAUGCAGAAGCCAAUCUGCCAGGGAAUGCACGUGAAGGUGCAGAAAUCAGACCGGAAUUGCGUGACGACCCGGAAGCGGAAUUGCAUGCAAACGUCAAACAACAAGCUGAAACACAAGAAAACAAACCUCUUAAGCAGAAAGAUGAGGUAUUUUUUUUUCUUGAAAUAAUAUACUUUCAAUGGUCUCAGCCGUAG
Gongylonema pulchrum is the source of this 678-nucleotide messenger RNA. Lineage: Eukaryota; Metazoa; Nematoda; Chromadorea; Rhabditida; Gongylonematidae. The record is from the annotation of a GenBank genome assembly.